Messenger RNA from Manis pentadactyla (Chinese pangolin), 5401 nucleotides. RefSeq names its product DENN domain containing 3 (gene DENND3). The transcript has 23 exons. The record is from RefSeq and is a predicted model, not a curated record. Gene Ontology annotation, biological process: regulation of Rab protein signal transduction. Bases 105 to 3953 code for a protein of 1282 amino acids. NCBI's taxonomy places the organism in Eukaryota, Metazoa, Chordata, Mammalia, Pholidota, Manidae. Gene Ontology annotation, molecular function: protein binding. Gene Ontology annotation, cellular component: cytoplasmic vesicle.
GCCCGGCGGGCUGGCUGCGGGUGGCACGGCGCGGGCAUCUGGAACCCUGCUCGGGGUCCGGGCGCCAAGCGGCCGGUGCGCCUGGAGGCGGCGGCAGGGCGGCCAUGGCGGAGGAGGCGGCGCAGCGCCUGGCGCUGCCCGCGGGGCUUUUGGAGCUGUGCGCGCUGCUGGGGGCGUCCCGGGAGAGCCUCCGCCGUCCUGAGCAGGUUGCCCAGAGGAAGGAAGUCAGAAGCCUUUCCUCUCUCGAUCCGGAGGUCCUGUCUGUUUUUGUGCCUCCUUUCGUCAGUCAGGAGGACAGUCACGUGGCGGGGGCGAGCUGUGGGCAUCUGAGCAAGGCUCACCGGCGCUCCUUCAGAAAGAAGCGGGAGAAGCCCUGGGCGGAACCCAGGAAAGGCCUCCCGGUGGCCCCGAGAGGGCCCGACUCUGCGGACGUCAGCAUCCCCAAUGGCGUGGACCUGCUUGCCCUGCCGCAGCUGUGCUUCCCAGGGGGCGUGUGUGUGGCCUCUGAACCCAAGGAGGAUUGUGUCCAUUUUCUGGUGCUGACCGAUGUCUGUGGGAACAGAACGUAUGGCGUGGUGGCUCAGUACUACCGGCCCCUGCAUGACGAGUGCUGCUUUUACAACGGCAGCGCGCACCGGGAGAUGCUGCAGCCGCCUCCGGGCGUGGUGGGCGGCUUCGUGCCCUUCGCGGUGUGCGUGGUCUCCAGGUCCCCCUACUACAGCGCCCUCAAGGACUGCCUCUCCUGUUUAUUGACUCAUCUGAAGUUCUGUAAAGAUUUUGAAGUUGACAAUCAUAUCAGAGAUUUUGCUGCAAAAUUAUCUCUCAUACCUAGUCCGCCACCUGGACCGCUGCAUCUGAUAUUCAACAUGAAACCACUACAGAUCGUGUUUCCCUCAAGGGCGGACCCCGAAAGCCCGAUCAUCGACCUGGACCUCCACCUGCCGCUGCUGUGCCUCAGCGCCGAGAAGGUGCUGCAGGUCCUCACCUGCCUUCUCACGGAGCAGCGGGUCGUGUUCUUCUCCCGCAGCUGGGCGCUGCUGACGCUGGUGGCCGAGUGCUUCAUGGUCUACCUGCACCCUCUGCAGUGGCAGCACCCCUUUGUGCCCAUCCUGUCCCGGCAGAUGCUGGACUUCGUCAUGGCGCCCACGUCCUUCCUCAUGGGCUGCCACCUCGACCACUUUGAGGAGGUCAGCAAGGAAGCUGAUGGUUUAAUUCUGAUAAAUAUCGAUAAUGGAAGCAUCAGCUGCUCCAGUGACGAUGACAUCGGCAUUCCUGACGUCCCCCUCGCGGCAGCGCAGACGUUCAUUCAGAGGGUCCAGAGCCUGCAGCUGCACCAUGAGCUGGACCUUGCCCACCUCUGUGCCAGCACGGAUCCAAACAGUGGGCGAGCCCGCAGGCGGGCCUGGCAGCAGCGCCUCAACAGCCAGAUACAGCAGAUCACCCUGCAGCUGCUGGUCAGCAUCCUCAGGGAAGUAAAGAAUCACCUGAAUUAUGAACACAGAGUAUUUAAUAGUGAAGAGUUUCUCAAAACAAGAGCUCCAGGGGACCAGCUGUUCUAUAAACAGGUUUUGGGCACCUACAUGUUUCACUCUUUUCUCAAAGCCCGGCUCAGCAGAAGGAUGGACGCCUUCGCUCAGGCGGACCUUAACAUGCAGGCAGAGGAGGACAGAAUAAAUGGGAUACCCAUAAGUCCAAGAAGACCAACCACUGAGAAAAUGGUCUCGCGAAAACCUUCGCCCUUGCAAGUCGCCCACAGGCGCAUGGUGGUCAGCAUGCCCAACCUGCAGGGCAUCACGGUGCCCGACCUGCUGCCCAGGAACUUGUCACUUCGGGAAGUAGACACUGUGGAGUACGGGAGCAGCAUAGUUGACCCUAGUGUGACCCGUCAAGCGACGUACACCUUCAAGAUCCCGGAGGUGCACUUUCCCCUGGUGAGCCAGUGCGUGCAGGCCUACUACGCCGACUGCAUCUCCCUGCUCAGCAAAGCCAUGAGCUUCCUGGCGCCCGAUAACUCGGUGCUCCUGGCGAGGUACUUCUACCUGCGCGGCUUCAUCCACCUGAUGGAGGGGCAGCUGCUGGAAGCCCUCCUGGAUUUCCAGAGUCUGUACAAAACCGACAUAAGGAUCUUCCCUGCCGAUCUCGUGAGGAGGACCGUGGGGUCCCUGUCGGCCCCCCAGCGCGCCCAGGCCGAGCAGAAACCCGAGCUGAGGCGGCUCAUCAGCGAGGUCACGGACAAGCCAGGGGAGGCGCCCAAGGCCGACGACCGCGUGAAGAACUUUGAGCUCCCAAAGACGCACAUGCGGCUGGACGACUUUGUGAAGAGGGUUCAGGAAUCGGGCAUCGUGAAGGACGCCCGCACCAUAAACCGGCUGUUUGAGGCACUGACCGUGGGACAACAGAAACAAAUCGACCCGGAGACAUUCAGAGAGUUCUACAACUGCUGGAAGGAGGCAGAAGCGGAGGCCCAAGAGGUCAGCCUGCCUUCGUCGGUGGUGGAACACCUGGAUAAAAAUGAGUGUGUCUAUAAGCUGUCGAGCUCUGUCAAGACGAACCGUGGCGUGGGCAAGAUCGCUCUGACCCAGAAGCGCCUGUUCCUCCUCACCGAAGGGAGACCUGGAUACGUGGAGAUUUCCACCUUCAGAAACAUAGAGGAAGUCAGAAGCACCACAGUAGCUUUUCUGCUCCUGAGAAUACCCACCUUAAAAAUCAAAGUGGCGUCCAAGAAAGAAACCUUUGAAGCUAAUCUAAAAACGGAGUGUGACCUGUGGCACCUGCUGGUGAAGGAGAUGUGGGCCGGACGGAAGCUGGCCGAUGACCACAAGGACCCUCAGUAUGUCCAGCAGGCGCUGACCCACGUCUUGUUGAUGGACGCCGUCGUCGGCACACUGCAGUCACCUGGUGCCAUUUAUGCUGCUUCCAAAUUAUCAUAUUUUGAUAAGAUGAAGACUGAAACGCCCAUGGCAGUUCCAAAGACGACCUCGGAGACGCUGAAGCACAGGAUCAACCCCUCGGCGGGAGAGACGGCCCCGCGGGCCGUGGACGUCCUGCUGUACACGCCGGGGCAUCUUGACCCAGCGGAGAGGGCUGGAGACGCCCACCCAAAGCUGUGGUGCGCUCUAAGCCAAGGUAAAGUGGCCGUGUUCGACGCUUCCUCCUGGACCGCUCACCAGCACUGCAUCAAAGUGGGCGCCUCCAAACUGAACUGCAUGGUGAUGGUGGAGCAGAACCAGGUGUGGGCCGGCUCAGAGGACUCAGUCAUCUACAUCAUCAGCACCCACAGCAUGUCCUGCAACAAGCAGCUCACCGACCACCGCUCCAGCGUCACGGGCCUGGCUGUGCGGGACAGGACGCGGGCGCCCAGUGAGGUGUACUCGUGCAGUGCGGAUGGGACGGUCCUGGUGUGGAACGUGCGCACGCUGCGGGUGACCAGCAGGCUCCAGCUGCCGAGCGGGCGGCUUUCAUCCCUCAGACUGCACAGCGGCCACUUGUGGUGCUGUACCAGCGACAGUAUUGUGGUCGUAACAACGGAUGGACUUCUUCAUCAAGAACUGAAGCUGAAUGAGAACUUUAAAGAGCAGAGCACCUCCUUCCUCAGCUUCCAGCUCCUCCCCGAGCAGGAGCAGCUCUGGGUGGCGCGUGCUGGCUGCGAGGACAUCUGCGUCUGGAGCCUGCAGGACCUGGCCCAGCCCCCGACGAGGAUCCACCUUCAGGACUGCUCUGCAGUCAGCUGCCUGAUCAGGGUGAAGAGGCAGAUCUGGGUGGGCGGCACAGGGCUGUCGCAGGGGAAAUCAAAAGGUAAAAUCUACGUGAUUGAUGCUGAGAGGAAGACGGUGGAGAAGGAGCUGGUGGCCCACCUGGACGCAGUGAAGACUCUCUGUUCGGCGGAGGACAGAUACGUGCUGAGUGGGUCAGGCAGUGAGGAAGGAAAGAUCGCCAUCUGGAAAGUUGAAUAACUGUGGGUAAAUUGUGAACAGUGCUGUGCUGAGAGAGACUUGCAUGCCUGCAGCCGGCCAUCCCAGUGGGGUGGGGUCGGGAGACAGUCAGCCAAGGGUGGGGGACCCCUGCAGGUGUAUGGGCUUCCGGCUUCAGUUAAGAAACCGACAGUAAGGCCCUUCCUCUCCUGGACUCACCUGAUCAAACUGUACCAACAGUGUUUCAGGUUGGGUGUGUCUCAGGCAGGCAGCUGGAUCAGCUUUGUGAUAACCUCUGCUGAGGAGUCACCCUGUGUGUUGUCUAGAAAAUUCCAGAAUCCACGUCCAGGGACCAGCACCGCAGCCAGCUGGGAGCAACGCUGCCUAAUCACACGUGACCGCAGACCUCAGGACUCUGGUUUAGCCUUUCCUCUACUCUGUUCAUUGAACAAAUGUGCAUGAAGCUCCAGGCUUGCAGAAAAGGGCAUUUUAAAGUGGCCGCUUGUGGCUGGACACAUUUGCACCUGCCCUUGCUGUCCCCCAUCAGAGCAGGUGACCAAGGCCUGCCCAGGGAGGGGGACAUCAGUGUGACUGACUGGACAGCGAGGCUGUCUGGACAGGGGUUGGGCCAGCUGCGUGAGCUCUGUCUUCUGUUCUUUUUAAUCAGUGUAGAAUUUUUAUAAUGAAGACACCUAGGAAGACUUUUUCAGCCAAAGAUCACAGAUGUGUGACCUAGUUUUCCAGUAAAGUUGCUGCUACAUAAAGCCCCUUGGCCAGAUAUGAUGUCCAUUCCAGCCACGCUUGCUCCUGUGUGCACACCCCAUGUUUUUGUAGGCAGUGCCUUAUCAUCAACCAAAGAUGAUCUUACUGGCUAUAAAUAACUAAAUAUUGGUAAGAGGAGACCUUUUGCACAUAUUUACUACAUAGAGAUUUCAUUUCCUAACUGCUCAGCAAAGGAAUGUCCGGGUGGGCUUGCUGGAUGUGGUGGUGGGGGGCACCCUGCUAAGCACACGUGGGGGCCCGCGGCCUGUAGCCCCACUAUAAGCUCAGCUGCAGAGGGGCUGCUGGGCCUGCCCUGGGUUUCCAGGACAGAGACACCAUGCCAGGCCUGGCUCACCCUGAGAGGUCUCCUGAGGGGCUUCUGUCUGGCCCCCCGGCAGGGCCAACCUUCCCAGAGCCUCUUCAGUGUCUCCAGAAGCGGCUUUGGUCCUGCAGCGGGCCAAGCGUUUUGGGAGGUGCAGAUGGGACGUUUCAGGGUGUUCUCGGAAUGCAGUGUGGAGGACAGCCAGGCGCCUGGUCCCCCAGGUCUGUGCUUUGGAGGGUCUGCAAGGAAGCGGAGCCAGCAGCAGAGGGGGGAAGGUUGGAUUCUGCUUUUGUAAACACAUGAAAAGUUACAGUAAAAGGCAUACACAUCCUUAUUUAAUGCCAGUCCACAGGUAACCAGGUAUUUUCCCUUGUCAAUAAUAAAGAAUUUUUUUAGUUUCAGUUAA